AGUUUACCGUAGAAUCCAAUUAUGCAUUUGAAAUAUUUGUGGUUUCUCUACAUAAUUUUAAGCCUUGCUCUUGCUGUCGUUCCUCAAAUAGUACCAUGCCCACUGAAAUACCAGUGUCAUACAAAGGAAGAACCGGUUUGGGGAAGCGAGAAUCGAGGAUGUCACAUUUUCCUUAAUAAAUGUUUCCUGGCAAAUGAAAACUGUGAACGCAUAAAUAAUCAUCUGUCAAUGCUUAGGCUAGAAAAUAAGACAGUUUGCCAACAAAAGUGUCAUCAAUCUUGUCCGGGCAUAAUUUCGCCCGUGUGCGCCAUUUACAGGGGAUUCCUACAAACCUUCCCAAACCAAUGUGUUCUGGAUAAACAAGCUUGUAAAACGGGAAAGCCCUGGCAUUAUCUUUUUGCAGGCCACUGUGAUGCUAUUUACUCACUUGACGAAAAGAAAGUUUUGUAGGAGGUUGAGAAGUCCCUAUUGAAGAC
Molecule: messenger RNA, 476 nt
Organism: Bactrocera latifrons
Lineage: Eukaryota; Metazoa; Arthropoda; Insecta; Diptera; Tephritidae
Exons: 3
Coding region: 22-450 (142 amino acids)
Molecular function (GO): protein binding
Source: RefSeq, a predicted model, not a curated record